Branchiostoma belcheri (Belcher's lancelet) is the source of this 1875-nucleotide messenger RNA. RefSeq lists its product as uncharacterized. Lineage: Eukaryota; Metazoa; Chordata; Leptocardii; Amphioxiformes; Branchiostomatidae. The record is from RefSeq and is a predicted model, not a curated record. Gene Ontology annotation, molecular function: catalytic activity. The annotation marks the transcript as partial. The transcript has a single exon.
AUGCAGGAUAGUGCAGAAAGUAACAGACCUCAAAGGCGCACAGCUCUAGUAGCCAGAGAGCUUGCUAAGUUGAAUAUUGACAUUGCUGCCAUCAGUGAAGUGCGUUUUGCAGACCAGGGAUCACUGGUGGAACAAGGGGCCGGCUACACCUUAUACUGGUCAGGGAAAGGAAGUGAGGAACGCAGACUGUCAGGAGUUGGAUUCAUGGUAGAAAACAGUAUUGCCAACAAGCUACAAAACCUCCCAGUUGGCCACUCUGACCGACUGAUGUCUCUACGACUGCCACUGAGGGACAACCAGUUUGUUACACUCAUCAGUGCCUACGCCCCGACUCUCCAGGCGGACCCUGCAACUAAAGAAGCGUUCUAUGCAGAUCUGAGAUCUCUCUUGACGAACGUGAAAGAAACUGACAAGUUACUGGUAUUAGGUGACUUUAAUGCCAGAGUGGGCAGGGACCACGAGGUGUGGCCAGGAGUUCUCGGACGGCACGGAGUGGGUAACUGUAACGACAAUGGCAGGUUGCUUCUCGAGCUCUGUGCAGAAAGGGGGUUGAGCAUCACCAACACCUCAUACCAACAGAAAGCCCGCUUCAAGACAACAUGGAGACACCCACGAUCGAAACACUGGCACUUGCUAGACUACAUCCUGGUACGGCAGAGGGAUGUAUCUGAUGUGCUCCACACGCGCGUCAUGCCCAGCGCCGACUGUUACACAGAUCACCGCCUCGUCAGAGCAAAGUUGCGGCUUUCCGUUAAACCACCGGUAAAGCGGAAAGGUCCACAGAUGAGGAGGUUACAGGUAGACAGGCUACAGGGUCUGAAGGAAGAAUUCCAGGCCAAGCUGGAUGAACGGCUGAGCAGAGACGAGGGUCAGUGGCAGAAGGAGGACCCAGAGAGCCAGUGGCAGCAGCUGAAAACAGCUCUUCAGGAAACAACAGCACAAGUGGUAGGCUACUCGACCAGGAAGAAUAGGGACUGGUUUGAUGAGAAUGACCCUGAAAUUGAAGCUUUACUUCAAAGAAAGCGCUCUUGUCACCAGAAAGUCUUAUUCAAGCCAGAUGAUCCGGCAGCAAAAGCAUCAUACAAGGUAGCUUGCAACACUCUACAACGCAAGCUGCGGGAGAUGCAGAAUACAUGGUGGACCAGCAUAGCCGAAAGAACACAGCACUUUGCAGACACGGGUAACAUCCGGGCCUUCUAUGAAGCCCUGCGGGCAAUCUACGGCCCUACUCAGAGGACGCAGGCCCCCUUGAGAUCAUCUGAUGGUAGUCAGCUACUUACCGAUAAACCAGCCAUUCUUCAUCGAUGGACUGAACACUACGGUAAACUCUUUGGGGACAGGCGCCAAGUACUCGAAGAGUCCAUCAUGAGAAUCCCACAGCAUGAAGUGAGGACAGAACUGGACAACACCCCAACACAGGAGGAGGUGGAAGCAGCCAUCUCAAAGCUGAAGUGCCACAAGGCUCCUGGGGUAGAUGGAGUCCCAGCAGAGGUCUACAAACUAGGUGGGGCUUCACUCCUUGAGAGACUCACUGGACUGUUUGACACUUGCUGGGAAAGAGGAGUGGUGCCUCAAGACCUGCGUGACGCCAUCGUUGUCUCACUUUACAAAAACAAAGGGGAGAAAUCGGACUGCUCCAACUACAGGGGAGUCACACUACUAUCCAUUGCAGGAAAGAUUCUGGCAAGAGUUGUUCUGGACAGACUCAUCCCAACUAUUGCAGAGGAGAAUCUACCAGAGAGCCAGUGUGGCUUCAGAGCCAAUCGGGGAACGACAGACAUGAUCUUUGUACUGCGUCAGAUCCAAGAGAAGUGUAGAGAGCAGAACAUGGGGCUGUACGCGGCGUUCAUUGAUCUGACCAAAGCCUUCGAUACC